Arachis stenosperma is the source of this 1083-nucleotide messenger RNA. RefSeq names its product putative receptor-like protein kinase At5g39000. Gene Ontology annotation, biological process: protein autophosphorylation. Gene Ontology annotation, molecular function: ATP binding; transmembrane receptor protein tyrosine kinase activity. The coding region runs from base 1 to 1083 and encodes 360 amino acids. The record is from RefSeq and is a predicted model, not a curated record. Gene Ontology annotation, cellular component: plasma membrane; plasmodesma. The transcript has a single exon. NCBI's taxonomy places the organism in Eukaryota, Viridiplantae, Streptophyta, Magnoliopsida, Fabales, Fabaceae.
AUGGUCCUCAAAUGUUUAUGCUUUGGUGAUUCAAAGAAGGAGAAAAAUUAUCCGACAGUAAUAGAAGAGCUAUGCCAUCGAUUUUCCUUUGAAGAUCUUAGAAAAUCAACCAACAACUUUGACGAUAAACUAGUAAUUGGAUGGUCAUCCUUUGGUAAUAAGGUAUACAAAGGUUGUCUCAAACAUAAUGAUGCUGCAACUGAUCAUACCAUUACAUUGAAGGUGAUGGUGCCUCAUUACUCCAUCCAAGGUUCACUUCAAUUCAAGAAGGAAAUUGAACUGCUAUGUCAGCUUCGUCACCCUAAUAUAAUCUCUCUAACAAGCUUCUGCGACCAAGAAAAGGAAAAGAUUGUUGUGUAUGAGUACAUGGCCAAUGAAUCACUUGGUGAUUACUUGAGAAAUAGGAAUAGGAAUAACCAACCACUGUCAUGGAAGAAAAGACUAGACAUCUGCAUUGGAGUAGCACAUGCUCUACACUAUCUUCACUCAGGAGCCAAGCGUGCUAUCAUUCAUCGUGAUAUAAAUCCAAGUAAUAUUCUUUUGGAUAAGAAUAUGAUGCCCAAACUUACAAAUUUUGGGAUAUCAUUGCAGGGAGGGUUCUCUACAUUGAAGCCAAAGAAAAUCAAAGUAGAUAAGAUUGUAGGUACAUCUGCAUUGAUGGCUCCGGAGUAUGCUAUACACGGUAUUGUUACUGAUAAAUUUGAUGUUUUCUCCUUUGGCAUGGUUCUACUAGACGUGGUAGGCCAUAAAUAUAAUGAAAGGCAAACUCUUGAGGAGACAAUGGAUCCAAUUCUGAAAGGAAAGAUUGCACCAGAAUGUUGGCAGGUAUUCACUAGUGUCAUACAGAGAUGCUUGCAGCACGAAGCAGAUGAGCGACCUACAAUGGGCGAAGUUGAGAUAUUGCUUGAGAAUGCGCUCUCAUUGCAGGAACAAGCUGAUAUUACAAACACCAAUGCUGCUCACUAUACUCUAUUAUCCACUACUUCUUUGUCCGAUAUAUUUUCACGUUGUAUAAGUAAUGAUCAUCUGACCUUUGAUGCUUCAAUGGAGGAAGGCUUUUUCUCGGAAGAAAGUAGUGACUAA